AUGGGCCUCAACAGUCGAAGCCCCGUACCGAGGAGAACGAAAAUCUCUUUCAGAAAAUAUUUCGAUUCCGGUGAUUUUGCGCUCUCAAAGACAAAGACACCCUCCGACGCCGGUGCCGUAAUCACGGGCAGCGAGCACCCCACUCGAGAAACAGUAACACAUCCCUCAUCGCCGGUGCCGAGCUCUAGCAACGUCGGCGAUAACGCCGGUGAGCAGCUUGUGCAGUGUGGCAGCCUCUGGCUACGCUCACGCCUAAAUAACUACGUCCCCGUCGUUACCUCGAGAUACGGCCCGGUGUGGGCGCGAGGACGAUAUUACGUAGGCAAUGCACAAGCCAAGCAACACAAAGGUCAUCAAGGAAACGCCGUUUGGGCGACGACGCUGUCCAAGAGGCCCAGGCCACGCCGCGCCCUGCGAAGCGGCGUGCCUGGUCACGGCCACAAGAGCGUGGAGAAGUGA
Gaeumannomyces tritici R3-111a-1 is the source of this 459-nucleotide messenger RNA. RefSeq lists its product as hypothetical. Lineage: Eukaryota; Fungi; Ascomycota; Sordariomycetes; Magnaporthales; Magnaporthaceae. Bases 1 to 459 code for a protein of 152 amino acids. The record is from RefSeq and is a predicted model, not a curated record. The transcript has 4 exons.